AUGUCUGGCUUUAAGGUUGUUUAUGCCUGCCGAUUUUGUGGCAAUAUUAUCAGCUACAAAUCCUGCAAAGUGAAUGAGACGCCCUAUGAUAUUCUAUUGACCAGGACCUUCAACUUGAUACAAAAUGACAAGAUCCGAGUGACGAAUGGGGAGAUGUUCCAGAAUCUCCAUUGCUCCCAGUGUCGCGUGGAAUUGGGUCUUCUCUGCCUGAAGAGUGAAAAGAAUGCCCGGCUGAAGGGACUUUCGCUGCUUGAGAAGGUUCAUCUGGUGGUGUACGACUCCUAUGAGGUGCCAUUCGAAAUGCCAUCAGCCCAUGAUGACUGAUGGAGCGUGUAAAAACAAAGUUCCGCAGGAACAAU
This is a messenger RNA of Drosophila subpulchrella, 359 nucleotides long. RefSeq lists its product as uncharacterized. Lineage: Eukaryota; Metazoa; Arthropoda; Insecta; Diptera; Drosophilidae. The record is from RefSeq and is a predicted model, not a curated record. The coding region runs from base 1 to 324 and encodes 107 amino acids. The transcript has a single exon.